This is a messenger RNA of Ahaetulla prasina, 2266 nucleotides long. It is a transcript of the gene ASF1B, whose product is annotated as anti-silencing function 1B histone chaperone. The coding region runs from base 64 to 663 and encodes 199 amino acids. Gene Ontology annotation, biological process: DNA replication-dependent chromatin assembly. Gene Ontology annotation, molecular function: histone binding. The transcript has 4 exons. The record is from RefSeq and is a predicted model, not a curated record. Gene Ontology annotation, cellular component: nucleus. NCBI's taxonomy places the organism in Eukaryota, Metazoa, Chordata, Lepidosauria, Squamata, Colubridae.
GCGGGUUUGGGAAAGGAGCCCGAAGGGGGCGGGACAGAACAGCGAGAAACCAGCCAGCCUGUCAUGGCGCGAGUGUCUGUCUUGGGAGUUUCGCUGCUGGAGAAUCCGAGCCCGUUUGACCACCCGCUCCGCUUCCAGGUACAGUUCGAGUGCGGAGAGGCGUUGCCCCACGAUUUGGAAUGGAAGAUCAUCUAUGUGGGAUCUGCAGAGAGUGAGGAAUAUGAUCAAAUACUUGAUUCUGUGCUGGUAGGACCUGUUCCAGCUGGGAGACAUAUGUUUGUGUUUGAGGCAAAUAGUCCCAACCCUGAUCUAAUCCCUGAAAGUGAUGCUGUGGGAGUUACAGUAAUACUCAUUACAUGCACCUACCUUUGUCAGGAGUUUAUCCGCAUUGGAUAUUAUGUGAAUAAUGAAUAUAUAAAUCCUGAAUUAAGGGAGAACCCACCUCUCAAGCCAGACUUUUCCCAGUUGCAGAGGAAUAUUCUGGCCUCCAAUCCCCGAGUCACCCGUUUCCACAUCAAUUGGGAUGGUCCUAAAGAUCAGAUGGACAAUAUUGAAAAUGUAGAGCCAGAGCCUGAUGGUUUCCUAUCUUCUAACUGUGCCUACAUCAAAGGAUUGAUCCCUUCAGUAGGUUUGCAACCUGAAAAUUCAAUGGACUGCAUGUAAAACAGGCAGAAUAAUUUAAAGAUGCAGAAAAUUGCAACUAAAUGAAUUAUUUGAAAAAUCUGUGAAGAGAUAUGGAUUCUUAUGGCCAGUUAAAGCAAUGGGAGUCCUAAUUGUUACAUCUAUGUAGACAAACAUAUCAGAGCUCUUUUCAUAUCUGGAUUUAUAACAAAUGUGUCUUCCCGAUUAUAGAUCUGUAAUUCUGUCAUGUUAUUUCUUGAGUGAAACUUGGGUCUACUUGUGCUGACUGCUUAUGAACACAUAGUUGACACAGAAAAAUUUUGUGCCAUAAUUCCUGAAGACUCAGAACAGUGGGAACUAACUUAUUAUUCUGAUCAUCCAUUUCCUUAAAGUUGGCACAGCAAGCACUCUAUUUCCUGAACGAUUUGAAUUUCUCUCUCUUUUUUGUUAGUACAGAGAGCCGACUCUUGAGGACAUGCUUUCAAUAAAUGACCAGAUACAUCAUAGCUGUUACUUGGUUGCUCCUGUUUUAUAACCAUUUUCUUCUUGGCUUCAAAGAUACUUGCCUUGCAUCAAAGAUUAGGAAAGUUUAGUUUUAGAGGAAAGUCUGCUGGUUAUAUAGAGUAGCUGUCAUAAUGCUGCUUUUGAGAGUGUUCUAGCAUGCCACAACUAUUUUACUAGUAACCUCAAAAUAACUCUUCCAAUGUCUGAGUAGCAAGAAUAGGCCAGUGCUGAACUUACGUAUCUCUUUGUAUGCAUCUUCAUUUAUGGUCUUAUAAUUACUGCAGUCUAAAGUGCUAUUUACAGUUUAUACAGACAUUUGUCAUUAUUAGAUACUUGUCCUAUCACAAAGGAAACCCCAUCCUAAGAUGUACAAACAGUUAUGCAGGCACUUACCAUACUACUGUACACUACUGUUUGCACCUCUUAGAUUGGAAUUUCCUUUUUUAUAGGACAAGUUUGUAUUUGUUGUUUUUUACCUGGCUUACUUGCUUUCAUGGAUUACAUUCUUUACUAUUUGACUAUUUACCUGCUAUAUGAUAAAUCUAUCCUGCACAGGAGUCUUUUAUGGAAAGGAUUUUCAAUAAAAAAUUGUGUAAAAACUAAAUAAUUUACAUAAUAGUGUUUGUGGCAUAAAACAUGGAGUGUCUCCUCUUUGAUAAGUUAAUAUUUAGUAAAGUUAAAAUUGAUGCUGGUAGGUUUUGUUGCUUUAAAGCAAGAGCAGUAAAAUAUAUUUCAAUUAUUUGGGGAAAGCUAACCUACUAUAUGUGGGACUUAGCCAGUUGUCAAGUGGUAUUGAUUUAAGUCAGCUAAAUGAGGACAGGUUUUCCCUUUGAGAUAUUUAACUUUCUAUGACAAAGAUUCCUAUAUCCCCAGAAGUUGUUAAAAACAGAAUAUUAUGUUCAAACUGCAGUCAGUACUGUUUGCCAGGUUAAUACCUAUUUUUAUUUUAAAAAAACUCCCUUUGCCUACAAAUAGACAUAAUCCAAAAUUACAUUUUGGAUAUAAGCUAGUCAUUUUAUACAAGGACACUAAAAGCAUUUUAUAAUAAAACUAUAAAAUAUAAUUGUAAAAGCAAAUAUAAGUAGCAAUAUAAAUCGAAAUUUAACUAAGAUAAACAGCAAAAUAAAGAUUUAAAAGCAGA